AUGGCGGACUGCGCUUCACUGUUAGACGAGGAGCUCUCUUCAUUUGUCUUCAAUUACUUGACUGAAAACUCCGGGAGCCAGUAUGGGGAAGAGGAGGUCUGCUCAGACCGCCUUGAUGCUGACUUCCCUGACUUUGACCUCUCACAGCUGGACACCAGCGAUUUUGACUCAGUGAACUGCCUCAGUGAGCUGCACUGGUGCAACGAGCACUCGGAUCACUCCCCUGCCUCCAUACAGUACAGUGCCGGAGACUCCGAGCUAUUCGAGGAAGAGAAUGCGGCACUGCUCGCUGCGUUCACAGACAGCCUGGACAGCAUUGUUGAGGAUGGGGUCGGGGGGCUGUCUGUGUUCCCUUCGCUGGGGGAAGACCCUGAAGAGGGUGAAGAGGAGGAGGAAGAUGACCUCUCCUUGGACAGUGAGCCCCUCCAUGGCUCUCUGAGCCCAGAGACAGAAGACCCGUCUCUACUAAAGAAACUCCUGUUGUCACCCCCUAAUGUGCCUGUAGGCCACGAUUCGCACAAAAAUGGCAGCGUGCAUCGCCAUAGCAGCAGGAGCCAGCACGUCAAGCCUGUGAAGCCUGCGCUAAAGAAGGACAAAACAAGCACACAGGAACGUAAGCCACGACCAGUGCGGCCUGCCAGUCGACUUUGCACUGAACUCCAUCGCCACCUUACCACCGCACAGGAGGCCGAGGACACACUCUCCGCCAACACAGACGAAGAGGAGAACGAGGAGGACGAAGAGGACAGUGACUCGGAGGAGGAAGAGGAGUCCAGCAGUGAGGAAUGCGAGAGCACGGUGUGCAUCGAGCCGCCGAAGCCUCAGUUCUCCUCAGAGAAAGAACUGCACUCUGUAGUGGAGCUCAUCAAAUACAUGCACACAUACUGCCUGCCCACACGCAAACAGGCCGGCUGGGAUCGCAAGGAGCGCGAGGCAUUGGCACGCAAGGCCAAGCCUGAGAAUCCCCCAGUUCCCCGCAGCAUUCCUCAGAACUGUCACAAGCUGGUCCCCCAAACUAUUAGCGGGUCCAGGCUGAGAGUACCCUUCACUAGACGCAGGGAGAUCAAAGCCCACUCCUUGCUCAAAGAUCUUUUAGAAGCUGUCAGUUCCUUUGACGUAAGCAAGCCUUACAGAAUGCACAGCCCUCCUUAUACCUACAGCAGAGGGGCUGCUCAACCCACCCACGAGAAAAAGACUGAGGUUUCAUCCUCCCCUGCUCGCCAGCCCAAAGCUGAAACUAAAGACUUAGACUAUGAGAGCUCGCAAAAGGCCGCAAAGCGCCUCAAGAGCCCUGAGCCAGGGGAAGGAUCCUUCUCGGUUAGACGCUCUCGCCGUCUGGCUUCCUUUCCCAGCCGAUUUGCUAAGAGAGUCCAUUUGAACUGUGGCCGAUCAGAGCCCAGUGCUGGACAGUCCAACGAAGAGGAGAAUCGGAUAAAACAUCCUCCCACAGAACCACCAUCUGAUAGCAACCAGAACACCAACUCCUACAAGAGCUCUGAAACCCAAAACCUAAGCUGCAAUGACGAGAAACAUGCCUGUCUGUGUAUGCCGCCUGCUUCCAAAUCCAAUGGAGACGCACAGUAUGCCGACAAGCCCUUUGAGCAGACUCUCUGCGUGGAGCUGUGUGGCACAGCAGGCCUCACUCCCCCCACUACACCCCCUCACAAACCAGUGGAGGACGAGCUCUUCAAACCAGACGGCAAAGCUGAGCUUACCACCAAGAACUCGUGCCUGGCACGAACACACAUACGCAAGCUCCCAGAGCAGACGGAACUGUAUGCCCAGCUGCGCCGGAUGGGCCAAAUGGGCAAUACAGACUUGAAGGGCGGCACACCACAUGCAUACGGGGACCAUGACUACUGCCUACUGGGCUUGGGGGAGAGUCGCAAGAGACCAGUGGCCAUGCAGUGCCAUGUGGAAGUGCAAGGGAAGGAGGAGAACAGGGGUGUGAACAACGAGGAGAUGGAGGGACAGGAGGAGAGGCUCAUCUUGAAAGCCCUAGAUGACCAGCAGAGAACUGAAAGCAAGCAGGGUCAGUCGAUGAACUCACCUGCAGAGUUACCUACAUCCAGUCCAGAGCAGACCAGCGACCCCUCUCCUAUCCAUUCUCUUUCCCCAGAGCUGGACGCCCAGUCACCAGUGUCCUGCUCACCCCCCUCGCCCAGCUGCAAGCUCUCGUUCAGUGAUGAGUGCUCUGAGACAUGCCCCGAAGCAACAGAAACAAACAGCAAGUGUGGACAAGAGAAUGAUGUGAACAAGUGCCAAGUGAUCUACAUUCACAACCUUCCGAGCAGCGUCACUCAGUUCAUGCUGCGUAAGCGAUUCGAGGCCUUCGGUCAACCAGAGGACUGUAAAGUUGUCAUCAAAAACGAGGAGCGUUGUGGAGUUAUCACACUGAGGUCCGCGCAGAGUGGCCAGACCCAACGGCACAGGUGGGACUCGCUGGGUUUGAGCAGGGGGAACAGCAGCCGACGGUUUGGCAGGAAGCGUUACAUAGAUCUGGAUGAGGCGGGUCCCGGCCCGGUGAAGAGCAAGUAUGAUGCACUGGAUUUUGACUCUCUGCUGAAGGAGGCCCAGAGAAGCCUGCAUCGCUGACACGCCUUACCACGUCUCCAGAAUUGCUGCCCCGUCCGAGAGUUGCCUCAGCACCUCAACCAAGGCACCUCUUUAUGUUUACAUUUUGAACAUUGGAAUAAAAAAAAUGGACUUUGUCGCUUGUAACUGAGGAUCGGAGGACAUUGGGGCAGGAGGACAAAAACCAGUGAACAAACGAACAGAAGUAGCUCUGACAACACCAGACACAAGUGCUGCUUCUCGUGUGUGUUCGUGUUUGACACCAUUCAUGACGUUGCGAGCGGCUCGGGCUUCGUAGCAAACUGCAAUCUUUUUCGUUGGUUGUUGUGAUGUGUGUUUGUACCCCUUUGUCACUCAUCUUAGUCCUGCAAUGUGCUUUCACCAUUUUGUUGUACAAAUAUAUAAACAAUAAUUGCUUUGUACUAGCAAAACUUUGUGGAUGUUCAACUCUGUGUGUGUGUGUGUGCGUGUGUGUGUGUGGGUGUGGGUGUGGGUGUGUUACGAUGAAAAGUGGAUUAAGAGUGGAAUAAAAAAAAAAAGGCAAACAAAAAAAAUCCUGACAAGUUAGAGUUUACAAUUCAAAAAGGAAAGAAAAAAUUGUCUUUUUGUAAUUUUAGUGCUUCCUUGAUUUCAUCUAUGCACUCAAACGAGGUAGUGCUUCUGUCGUCUUGCCUCUAUCCUCCUCUGGUCUAGAAGAGGCUUUUGCUACUGGCUGCCAGAGACAACCAAGCCAAUGAGUCUAUUGUCCAAACCAACUGAUAAUAUACUACCUUAAAGGUGCUUAAGCGAUUAUGUAAUUGGGUAAAGGUGGGUAAGGAGGAGGCAGGAACCGGCUGAACAGUCAAUGUAACUUUUAAUAACAUAAAUGAACUUGAAUCAACAAACUCAAACACAUAGAGACACACACAGCGGUCGCAUGUGUCUCUCUCUCUCUCUAACUGGUGCCACCGGCUCGUCUUUAUCCCCCUCCGGCUGAUUUGUCCAGUUCAGCCCUCCUUCAUGUCACAGAUUGUUUUUGGAAUACUACACAUAAAAUUUUCCCUACAACCUUACAGAUAUCACUGAAAUAGGUGUUCUGAGAAAUCACAUGUAGUCAAGCAGAAAGUGAUUUUUGUGUGUACGGAUUGGUUGACAUCUUUAGAGGGCGGGGUUAAUUAAGUGGCUUAGUCUAGCGAAGGUUAGCAAAAUGGCUAAAAUUGCUUACAGCUCCUUUAAAGGGUGUAGUGUAUAAUUUUUUCAUUGUUGAAAUACUUUUGUCGUGCACCAGCUUAAUAUGUAGAGACAAUUAUAAGUAAGUUAUUCGUAUGUUGAUUUCCCCAAAAAGUGUAAACACUUUGGUACUGUAAAGUAUCAAAACAUUGCUCUGUUUGAGAAAUAGCAACAUUGGCUCAACUUGUGCGACUAUUUGUUUUUAGAAUAAUGGCAAAUGGAGGUAGUGUUCAGGAAACCUGUUUGAAAACAGUGAGAAUUUUUGCAAAUCCGUUUGGUGCCGAUAGUGAUGCAGAAAUUACAUGCUUCACCUUUAACUUACCAAUUAUGUGUUUUAGUUGUGUUUGUCAGAUCAUAAACCUAUCCUGUUAAAAAUCCUUAAAACCUUCACUGAAAAUGUAUUUAUACAUUUAUAUAUAUAUAUCAAGGAAUGGAAUAUACCCAUCACAAAUGUGAUUGUAGUGACCAUCCUGUCCAUCCUUCUGAUUUUAAUUUGAAAGAACAGUUUAGUGGUCAAACUCUUCCAGCAGCAUAGCCCUAGGAGACAUCAGACAAGUCUUUCUCCUGGAUUUGACUCAAUAAAGUGCUCCUGUUCACUGUACUUGAGAGAAGGGUAGUGGGAAGCUAGGAGGAAGAUAUUUCCAGAGCUCAAUCUAAUUAGAGAUACAGUCGUAUCUCUGCUUUGUUUACAUGUCACUCCCAUACUCUCUCUAAGCUCAAACACUAAAUUUUUUUACUCUUCUAUCUGACAAGGGAAGAUCUGCGGGGUUUUUUUCAAGCUCUUACCUUGUGGCUAAUUCUCUAUUUGUCCUCUUUGUCUGUUUUUGAAGUCUAAACGUGUACCUCUGUAUAACUGCGUCUGUGUCUUUUACUGGGUCUUGGGAUGGGUUUGCCCUUUAUUAUUUUCUGGGAGUUGAAGUAUGUUCACUCGUACCUAUUGCUCUGAUUCAGCGGGGUCACCCUCCUCCCCUUGAACUCUCGGCCUGUUGAUCAAGUACACAUGUGAGUUUGUGUGGGUGCAUGUGUGUGCUGGUGAAUGGAUGGUUUUAGACCUCCCUUUACUCUCGCAUUAUCCCUGCCUCUCCCCUUAUCCAAUUGCCUCCUCUGAAACACCCCAAACCUGAAUGUUUACAUGACUGAAUUCUCUUUUGACUUUACUAGAGCACACACCAAGUAUAGAACGCCUUAUUCAGUGUUAAAAGUACCCUAAUCAGGACGUGCCUUUCUGGCUUUCCCUCUUAAGGUACCGAACAGUUACUUUGAAUACUACAGAUGCUUUUGGCCUAUUCUAAAACACCCAAUAAGAAAAACACCUGAAUGAGUGUUUGUGCUUAGUAUGUAUACUACUAAACAAGUGAGAGAAUGUGCUGGUUUACAUGAUAUAUAAAUAUAUAGAGCUGUAUAAUGUGUAUAUAGCACUGUGUCUUGUGUAAACUUGAGAUGUAUGGUUAUGUGCUGUACAGCGAUGUAGUAACGUGUGGUUUUAAGGGUGGGUCUGAUCUGUUAAUAUGUUUUUAGGGGAAAGAGGUGAACUUGAUGAUGCAGCAUUAAGCAAUACAGGGAGCUACAGAAGGGAAUUUUAAUUGAUUAUGGCUUCUUAAGUCGAUUACAAUUGUAUAGAGUAUAACUUUAGAAUUUUUCUUUUUUUAAACGACAUUAAUAUGUUUGAUUGUUUUAUUUUUUAUGCAACUGAGAUGCAAUACCAGUAAUCUAAGAGAGCCUUUCUCAUAUAUGGAAGGAUUUGUUUAAGAGAUUGGUUGUUUUCUUGAAAACAGUGCUGUAUGUUGUAGAUUGCUGUAGAAAGACAAUGAAAUGGCUCACAUAAUUCAAAAAGAAGGUUGAUGUUUAGGAUCACUGGCCGAGAAGGACUUUUAUUUAUGAAAAAUAUACACAGACAGUCCAGUUUCACAAGGAGAGCCUUAAACCUUAGGGGGAAACAAAGCUAUCAGUCCUGUCUGAUCUCCUUUACAAUACAAUGUGUUUUUAAUUACUGAAGUAAUUAAACCUUUUCAAUACAGCCAUAUUAUAAAAAGUGUAUACAUAUAUAUGAUUAUAUAUAUACAUAUAUAUAUACAUAAAUAUAUAUUUGUGUGUUUGUGUAGAUAAAUAUAUAGAUGCUAUAAUUUGUUAUAGACCAUUUUAUUCAGUGUUUCAGAACACUUCAAAACAUUUCAACUUACACUGUCAAUAUAGAAUGUACAGAUGAUCCAAAUCAAUAUACUACACACACAAAAUAAAAAUCCAAAGGGAACCUUCUUUAAAUGCAAUACAUAUUUCCAGUCCUGUCAUUUCAGCAAUCACUAGACAAGUUGACCAAAAAGUAAAUUUGAUGUUUGGAUACAGGAGAAGUGUGGUACCACAUCAAAUCCAAUUCACGAAUGUCAUGAUCGUUUGGCCUGGCCCUUAAAUGUACAGGCGUGAGUGUGUGCAUGUGAUUUCUUUCUUCCCAUCUUUUCAGAUCACAUUUAAUUCACUACAUCUAUUGCCCUGCAAUUUGUUGUUCACAAUGUACAUGCUCUUGCAAUAUCAGACAGAAUUUGCCCACUGAGUCAGCAAGAGGAAUCUUGAUAUUGUCUGUACUAAACCUUGGGUCAUUUUUAUCAAAAAGUGGAUCUAGCAUAUGUGUAAUUUUGGUGCUAGAGCAUCUGUUAAUGAAAUGCCUCUGAUGUCAUCGCACAUCCAUGUUGCAUUGUCUUGCUGCUUUAAGACCUUGUCUAUUGUGGAAACAAAAUCCGAUAUCAAAAGGCAUACGUUGUUUUCUUCAUUGUCUUGUUUUUAUUGAUUUUUCACUCUUUACAUCUAAUGACUAUCAAAUUGACUAUGAUUUUUCCUUUAUAUUUUUAACAUAGUUUUUGGUAAAUACUGCUAGUAAGAUUUUAUAUUUUUACAUAUUUGUUUUAUUUUGAAUUUUUAUUUAUAUGCCACUUAGGUUGGAUGUCUUUAAAUGGUGUUGGUUUUAUUUUAUUUUCGGCUUUGUGUGAUGUCAUGUCUUGAGAAUGUGGAGACAUUUCAGUAUUUUUAAAUUGUUAAAAAAUCUAGUUUCCUAGAUCAAAGUAUCUAUAUAGCAGAAAUGAUUUGAUGUCAUAAAUUAUAUUUUAAUUCAUGUAAAUAGUUUAAAAAAGAAGACAAUGGCUUCCUUUUAAACUGAACACAUUUCUCUUUCGAGAUUGUUUACAUUAUUAAACUAGAAACUGAUCCUCAUAUACUGUAAAAUAAAUAAAUAAAAAAAAAAGUACAUAUAUUAAUUGUUUUGCCUCCAAAAA
Molecule: messenger RNA, 7046 nt
Organism: Xyrauchen texanus (razorback sucker)
Lineage: Eukaryota; Metazoa; Chordata; Actinopteri; Cypriniformes; Catostomidae
Product: peroxisome proliferator-activated receptor gamma coactivator 1-beta-like
Exons: 12
Coding region: 1-2595 (864 amino acids)
Biological process (GO): positive regulation of transcription by RNA polymerase II
Cellular component (GO): nucleus
Molecular function (GO): RNA binding; transcription factor binding
Source: RefSeq, a predicted model, not a curated record